ACAGGUACCAUCGCGUUAGCAGCUGCAACCAGAAAAAGCAAAAAAGCGGAAUUCCAUCCAAGACACGGAGGGUCAUGUCGAGGCCUCACUGUGCGGAAGUGCGGCAUAGCAUAGCUUAGACACUUCCGGUUCCUUUUUUUCCCUCCCUUUCUAUCUCUCUACUACUCUGCUACUCUGCUACUCUACUACUCUCGCUCUCUCACACACUCUCUCUUUCAACCAACUCCCUCUCUCUCAUUCAUUCCCUCCUCAUCUCAUCUCUCUCUCUCUCUCUCUCCUUUCGUCGCUCGUUGAUCCGUCCAAAUCCAAAUCUCUCCAAAUACCCUCGCUCACGUGCGCUUCUCCGUCGACCCGGCUGUCUUAUUACUUCAGCUCCUUCAUAUCAUUCAUUGCUCUACAUCCACAAACUGCUGCGUAACAACUCGCCAUGGCCACCAUCGAGCCGCGUCUGAUCCACCUCUUGAAUGACGAUCCGACAACCCCGGAGCUCCCCAACACGGACCUGCUCUCGCUGCCGUCGCUGCCCGCCUUGCAGUUGCUGCCCUUGUCCGGGGCUCGCGACGGGCCUCUACCGCCGCUGCAGCUCGAGGGUCUUCGCGCAGACAGGUUCUUCGGCAGUGCUGGCAGGAAUGCCGCUCUUCCCGGCCCCAGCACCGGAGCUCCCCUGGCCUCGCCAUUCAUCGGAGACCAGUCCAACGCCUAUUCAGACUACAGGAGGGACAAUGACUUUUCCAAAGAAGGCAAAUAUGCCGGGAGCUCGGCGUUAUAUCCGCUGAGGCUGUUGCUGAGCGAGGUCAACAUGCCGCUUAUACCCACGACGUCAGCUCCUUCAUUCACCAGCAUUCUAAACGAAGGGCCAGACUUUCAAGAUGAUGCUCCCUCGUCUACAUCCAAUUCUACCUCCACGUCUUCAACUUCCUCUUCAUCAUCUUCUUCUUCAAAUACCACAACCACUGAUACCCCGGCUUCUUCUUCUACUACCAACAAGAAGAGACCAGCUAUUCAUAUCAAGGAUGAUUUUGUCCAGCUACCACAACCCGCAAAGAAACCCAAGGCACACCAGGCUCCCUUUAUGCCACCCAUCAUCAACGGACUCCUUGAGCCGCCGCCCCAUGUCGCUCUCUUCCCCCCAAUUGAGUCCAGUGCCUUUGAUGACACUGACGCUGGCCAGAGCAAGCUCCUCCAUGAGCUCAGCUACAGCCCCCCCGGCCCCCGUCUGUCUCCGGAGCCCGAUCAACCCGUCACCAAACCAAGGGCAACAAGAAAGCGUUCAAGCAAGCCCAGGCGCAAAUGGACAGAAGAGGAGACGAAUCAUCUGCUCAAGGGCGUUGAUCGCCAUGGUGUCGGCAAAUGGACCAGCAUCUUGGAUGACCCUGAUUAUGUCUUCAACUCGCGCUCUGCCGGUGAUCUCAAGGACCGCUUUCGUACUUGCUGUCCCGAAGACAUGCGCGUAACCGAGGCGGAUGAAGUCAAGAUUCGUGCCCGGCGACGGCACUUUAGGAGCAAGCCGAGAUCAAAGCCGCCGACACCAAAGAAGAGGCCAGCCAAGACACUACAAGAGUACCAGGAGCCUCAAGAGCCCCAAGAGCCCCAAGAGCCCCAAGAGCCCCAGGAACCCCAGGAACCCCAAGAGACUGAGGAGACUCUUCCAGCCCAAGGUGGGGCUCUACCAGACAAGGACCCGGCCGCCUGUCCUCCGUCCGAAUUUGACGAUGUGCCCAUCAAGAAAAGUCGGGCUCAUCGGAUGAAAGUGUCGGACCUCGCAGGGCUCGGCAUCACUGGGCCCUUUAGAAAGGCCCGUAGGCGGGAGAGGACUGCCUUUUCCAAUCGAGACGACCAAGAGAUUCUGCAGGGCCUUGAAAAGUAUGGCGCGUCUUGGUCCAAGAUCCAGCGCGACGGGCGUUUUCACCUUGGCUCCCGGCAGCCCACGGACCUUCGAGACCGGGUGCGCAACAAGUUCCCCUACAUCUUCCAGCGCAUCGAAAAGGGUGUCUUCCAACCCAAAGAUGUCAGCGUCACAAAUAUCCUCGAGCCCAUGGUCAGCACCACCUUUGUCGGCUCAUUCAAGACCGCUCCGGCUCCACCACUUACACUAAACUCCAAUCCCGCAAAAGCCUCGCAGGAAGAGUUGCCCAAGGGGCCAUCAGCGGGUGGUGGCGAGAUGGACAUUUCCAGACUUCUACUGGACGACGCCCAUGUGACACCUGCGCUCUCUUAGAACCAUCACACCUCAGAUUACUACCUACUACUGCAUCCAUGAUAUCCCAUCAUCUUUUCUUUGUUCCGAGCCUUUUUGUGCUCGAUAAUUUACUUUGACGCGCUGACUUGAGCUCGCGCAUGGAAGAGGACCGGCCAGGAUCAUAAUACCCCCCCAUAUUAAUGUUGAGCAUGAUGGGAUGAGAAUAAUAGCAAGCAAAAGAUGAAUUAAUUGACAUUUAUUUAUUCCACAUC
Trichoderma virens Gv29-8 is the source of this 2451-nucleotide messenger RNA. RefSeq lists its product as uncharacterized. The record is from RefSeq and is a predicted model, not a curated record. NCBI's taxonomy places the organism in Eukaryota, Fungi, Ascomycota, Sordariomycetes, Hypocreales, Hypocreaceae. The coding region runs from base 428 to 2218 and encodes 596 amino acids. The transcript has a single exon.